AUGUCAGACAACGAAGAAGUGGAGGAGUACGAGGAGCAGGAGGCAUGGUGUGGCUUAGAGGUGCAAGAGGAGGAGCAGGAGGAGGAGCAGGAGGAGGUGCAGGAGGAGGUGCAGCAUGAGGAAGAGGCUCAUGAGGAGGUAGCAGGAGGAGAGGACGAGACCACUCAAGAACAUGAUGAUGAAGAAGAGACAGAAGAUGGAGGAGAGGCAAAACCCAAAUUCCUAAAACCUUUUAUGUUACCGAACCUGGUUCCCCCGAAGAUUCCAGAUGGAGAAAGAGUCGAUUUUGAUGACAUCCAUCGCAAGCGUAUGGAGAAGGACCUGAAUGAGCUCCAGACGCUGAUAGAAGCUCACUUUGAAAGCCGUAAGAAGGAGGAGGAAGAACUCAUCAGUCUUACAGAUAGGAUUGAGAAACGGCGCUCCGAGCGAGCAGAGCAGCAGAGGAUCCGCAGCGAGCGCGAGAGGGAACGACAGAAGCGUCUGGAGGAGGAAAGAGCUCGCAAGGAGGAAGAGGAAGCCAAAAAGAGAGCGGAGGACGAAGCCAAGAAGAAGAAGACACUCACCAGUCUGCACUUCGGUGGUUACAUGCAGAAGAUAGAGAGAAGGAGUGGAAAGAAACAGACCGAGAGAGAGAAGAAGAAGAAGAUUCUUGGUGAUCGGCGCAAACCUUUGGACAUCGACAACGCCAGCGACUCUGCUCUCAGGGAGAAAGCAAAGGAACUGUGGAGCUGGAUGCGUCAACUAGAAGCAGAGAAGUUUGAGUUACAAUACCAGUUUACCCAUCAGAAAUAUGAGAUCAAUGUCCUGAGGAACAGAGUCAGUGACCACCAGAAAACGUCAAAGAGAACCAAGAGAGGCCUCAGGAAGUGAAUGCUGUGCUGAAAGACAGACUCGACUCGUCACAAACCCACAGAGAUCAUCAAGAGAAUGUUCAGGAGAGCUGUGUAUAGUAGAUUCUGAUGCUUUUAGUUAGUCCUCACUGAAUAAACACUGUAGAUUUUGACUGAGAAAAACAAAUAAAAAAUUAGAAAAUGAA
Molecule: messenger RNA, 1036 nt
Organism: Onychostoma macrolepis
Lineage: Eukaryota; Metazoa; Chordata; Actinopteri; Cypriniformes; Cyprinidae
Gene: tnnt2a
Product: troponin T type 2a (cardiac)
Exons: 14
Coding region: 1-870 (289 amino acids)
Biological process (GO): cardiac muscle contraction; regulation of muscle contraction; sarcomere organization
Cellular component (GO): troponin complex
Molecular function (GO): troponin C binding; tropomyosin binding; troponin I binding
Source: RefSeq, a predicted model, not a curated record